This is a messenger RNA of Diceros bicornis minor, 3612 nucleotides long. It is a transcript of the gene CLN8, whose product is annotated as CLN8 transmembrane ER and ERGIC protein. NCBI's taxonomy places the organism in Eukaryota, Metazoa, Chordata, Mammalia, Perissodactyla, Rhinocerotidae. Gene Ontology annotation, cellular component: endoplasmic reticulum; membrane. The transcript is spliced from 3 exons. Gene Ontology annotation, biological process: lipid homeostasis. Bases 1361 to 2215 code for a protein of 284 amino acids. The record is from RefSeq and is a predicted model, not a curated record.
GAUGCCUGCGUCCCUUUUCAUGCAAAAGUCAGUUUAUAUUUAGUAAAACGAGUGACCGCAGACACCCAGCGUGGUAAUAGUGCUUAGAGCUCACGGGAGGAUUACCGGGUUUGCUUCUGUGUGUUUAUGCUUGUUUGUAUUUUCUGAAUUUUGCUCCUUGAGCCUGUAUUUCUUUUGAUUUUGGAAAAAAACGUUUUUGCAAGCUGUCAAAGUAUAAUUCUCAAAAUAUGAAGAACAUAAUUUUCAUGCAAGCAGUGAGCACUCCCGAGGUUACAUUUAACUCCUUGGUGAAGGACCCAGCAGGAUGACAAAGCCGUUCAAAAGAGAGCUGUGAAAAGAAUGCGGAGAUAAGAUAGGUUGUAGGUUAGAUACGACAUUGGGGAACAUUCUGCCUUGCAAUGAAACCACAGCCUUUUGGAUUCUCUCUUCUCCCGGGUGGCAAGGAAAAUUAUUGCUCCUUAUCAGUGUUGUAUAGGUUAACCUUGAACUUCACAGAGGGUGAAAGCCUGGGCCCCUAUCCCUGGUAAAGAGUAACUCCCAGUUAUCUGCCCUAGAAAGUCAAGUGAUCCACAGGGGGCUGUUAAGCAGUAAUGCAGCAUGACAUAAAAAAGCAUGCGAGCUUUUUUCCUCUUUUGACUUCAUUUCCAAGUUUUGGAUCCUUUAUCUUAUCCAAACACAAAAAUGCUGGUCUCUGGAGCAGUUGAGCCCCCAGUGAACAGAAGGAACUCAUAGAUGCAUGUCAGGCAGAGCUGAAAGGGUCCUGGGCACCACUGAGUCCCAUCCUGGAGACAUGGCAGCCUGGUCCCACUGCAGCACUGGAGCUAACACUCUUGUUAAUGUUUUUAAAAUGCCUGGUCCAGUGCAGUAGAACAGCAUAAACCACCAAAUCUUAUAAAGGAAAGAACAAGAUGAGGUUUGUAGAUGGAUUUUUCCCCAAAAAUAUGAAGGCUUGCAAAGAGUCAGAGAUGAGACUUUGGGCCCCUGCAGGAGUCGCUUUCCUCCUGGCUGCAGUUCCUGGACCGCUGAGAUGAAGGGCUGUUGUGCAUGGGCUUCGAAGCCUUCUGGAUUGAAAGAACAGGAUGAGUCCGUGCUAUCGGCCUCCGGUUGUACGGAGGGAAAGGAGCAGAGACUUGCAUUUAGGCUUCAGGCAACGUGAGGAAGCCCUUAAGUUGGGCUUGAGGAGAGGCAGGCACAAGGCAGUGGCACGGCAGUGACCCCAGUGUCCCAUCUAAGAUUGAAGACGGAUACAUGAGGAUCCUAGAGACCAUUGCACUGACUUCAUUUUCUUGGACAAGACGCAGUGUGGGGCCCCAGUGCCCUGUGUUGGCCCCGGGACGCAUUUGAUAGAAAAUUUAGGACCAUGAAUCUCGAGAGUGAUGGAGGGACAUCUGAGAGCAUCUUUGACCUGGACUACGCGUCGUGGAAGAUUCGCUCAACGCUGGCUGUCGCAGGCUUUGUCUUUUACCUGGGCGUCUUUGUGGUCUGCCACCAGCUGUCGUCCUCCCUGAACGCCACCUACCGCUCUCUGAUGGCCAAAGAGAAGGUCUUCUGGAACCUGGCGGCCACUCGCGCCGUCUUUGGUGUUCAGAGCACGACUGCGGGUCUGUGGGCGUUGCUGGUGGACCCUGUACUUCAAGCUGAUAAAGCGCGUGGCCAGCAGAAGUGGUGCUGGUUUCACGUGGCAACGGCAACUGGAUUCUUCUUCUUUGAAAAUGUAGCCGUUCACCUGUCCAACUUGUUCUUCCGGACCUUCGACUUGUUCUUAGUUGUCCACCACCUCUUUGCCUUCCUUGGAUUUCUUGGCUCAGUGGUCAAUCUCGAAGCCGGCCACUAUCUAGCCAUGACCACGUUGCUCCUGGAGAUGAGCACCCCCUUCACCUGCAUUUCCUGGAUGCUCUUGAAGGCUGGCUGGUCCGACUCUGUGCUCUGGAAGCUGAACCAGUGGCUGAUGAUCCACAUGUUCCACUGCCGCAUGGUUCUGACCUACCACAUGUGGUGGGUGUGCUUCUGGUACUGGGACAGCCUGCUCAGCAGCCUCUACCUGCCUCACUUCGCCCUCUUCCUCGUUGGACUGAGCCUCCUCACACUAGUACUUAAUCCGUAUUGGACCCAUAAGAAGACGCAGCAGCUUCUCAAUCCAGUGGAUUGGAACUUUGCACAGCCGGAACCCAAGAGCAGGGCCAACGGCCAGGUCCUCCAGAAGAAGGCGCGGUAGCUGCUGGGGACCCGGGGACCCGGGGAAGCAGCGGCUGGCGGGCGGACCUGAGGGUCCCGCAGUAGUGACUGUGUCACAGUGAAGUAGCAAGGCUCUGCGUCUAGUGCUUUUUCUACGUGAGACUAACUCGUGUUUCUUUAGCAUUAAUUUCCAAGUAGCCACAAAGUAUUUUUAAAACCUUGAUUUGCUUUCAGGAGCAGAUUUUUGCAUCGUAAUUUCGUUGCCUGUUAUGAGUGUACCAUGCGGGGCCGUGUUUAUCCUCAAGGAAGGGUCCGUGGCUAGAGGGUGGGCUUUGUUUGAACACGUGAGGAGACUUCAUACUAGAAGUGGCAUGUGGUAGGGGGUCAGGUCAGCGUCGAUUCUUUCUAGUCACAUGUUCCACGCUGUGUGUUUCUUACUCAAAAGUCGUGUUCUGCUUAGUUGGAAAGAAUUGCCCUAAAAUAGAAAAUAACACCAUUUGUUACCCUUGUUAAAAUUUCCCGGGGAAUGUGCGCGGCAGUGCCAUCUAGUGGCAGAACGGUGUACAGAGCCCGGCCUCGUGUGUACCCACCUGAUGUGAAUGUGGGCAGUGAGUUGACGUCGUGAGAUUUUCUUUUUUUUAUCAAGGAUGCUACAUUAAAACAAGAAUUUUGAAUUCACAUUGUAUUGCACAAUUGACAAAAUAAGGUAGAUAUUGAGUAAUCAGACUCGUCUAGAUUUCAGGCUGUUUUUAGUUGACCAACAGGUGCCCCAACAAGACUGUAACUCCUUGGUUGGUGUUUCUCUGUAGAUUUCCAGACAGGGUAGUGGUCACUUUUCCCUGCGAGCUGUCGGGUCGACCUUGCCCGCAGAGAUGCUUGGCUGCAGGGUCUGAGGUCCCAGAACGUCGGAGGCAGACCUCCAGGCAGGCGUUAGAGCCGCCUUCCUCAGCUGUCUGAGGAUGGUCCCCAGGUACCUUGUUUCACUGUGUUCACAGUGCCGGGAUAGAAUUCAUACCCAACCUGGCAAUUUUACUGGCAGAUAUACAGACAUUCUUGCCGUAAGUGUACAUUAAAAUUAAAAGUUUAUUUUUAUUGAAAGCACCUUUGAAGUGUUUGUGAAAAAUGCGUCAUGUUUAUUGGUUGUAAAAAUCGUGUGACUUGUGCUUGUUAUGUAACACAGAACUCGCAGAAUACUGUAUUUUGAUUACUGGUACUUUGACUAUAUCAAUUAUGCUUGGGUCAUAUGUAUUACCUAUUUAUCUCAUUUUAAAAAGUAAUGUAAAUCUCAGAAAUGUCCAGCAAAUCGUGUCUCUGCUAGACUACUAACUGAGAGCCCGUGGCUCCCUGCCGGCCUGCACUCGUGCCCCUUCUCGUGGAAGGAGACGGGGCUGUCUUCCAACCGCGCAGAAGUUUAAUAAAGCGACUGAUGUUUACAGA